AUGAUUCUGCUGUCGAAGCCGAGACAAAAACGCACUGACUCGCGCUGUAUCGGCGCUUACGUCAACGGACUGGAAUCCGGAAGUGAUCUGAUGACAUCAAAAAGUCCCCUAAAACGUCACCCCUGCCCUGAGGCAGCCAUGACAGAUAUAAAAGGCCUGUUCCGCAUCGUUAAGAAUCAGUGCGGUCUGAAAUGGAAGGACCUGGGCCGCUCUCUCAGGUUUGAUGAAACCAUGCUGGAGGUUGUGGACGCCAAACACAGGGAUGCUGGAGAAAGCUGCAUGGAGAUGCUAUCCACCUGGUGGUAUGGGGCUUGUCGGGACGCCACACCGCAGACUCUCAUAGAUGCUCUAACAGACUCUGGCCUGAAGGAUGUUGCUGACCAAAUCGAAGAUUACUUAUCAGGUCGUGGAUCAAGCAACAUCCACGACAAAGAGAGUUGCAGGACAUACGAAAGACAAUGCAGCGGAGGAGUCUUCCAACAAGUCUCCAGGUCGAUCGGUGACAAUUGGAAGGUCCUUGCGCGUCACGUAAAUCCUGGUGUCACAGAAGCCGUGUUGAGGGGCAUCGACAAACAAUUUGACCAGAACGCCAAGGAGAGCUGUCUACAUGUGCUGGAGAACUGGAGACAAAGGAACGGAAGAGACGCGACCUUAGAAACACUCAUAACAGUCCUCAGAACCGCUGGACUUGCAGAAAUAGCAGACGAUAUAGAUGGUAAUACUUCUCAAUUAUUAUUGAGCGUAUUCUAG
Branchiostoma floridae (Florida lancelet) is the source of this 750-nucleotide messenger RNA. RefSeq lists its product as uncharacterized. Gene Ontology annotation, cellular component: cytoplasm; CD95 death-inducing signaling complex. NCBI's taxonomy places the organism in Eukaryota, Metazoa, Chordata, Leptocardii, Amphioxiformes, Branchiostomatidae. Gene Ontology annotation, biological process: positive regulation of extrinsic apoptotic signaling pathway; TRAIL-activated apoptotic signaling pathway. The coding region runs from base 1 to 750 and encodes 249 amino acids. Gene Ontology annotation, molecular function: death receptor binding; caspase binding. The record is from RefSeq and is a predicted model, not a curated record. The transcript is spliced from 4 exons.